This is a messenger RNA of Pipistrellus nathusii (Nathusius's pipistrelle), 8160 nucleotides long. NCBI's taxonomy places the organism in Eukaryota, Metazoa, Chordata, Mammalia, Chiroptera, Vespertilionidae. The record is from the annotation of a GenBank genome assembly.
AUGAUAAUGAAAAUACAGAAGAAAGAGAAGCAGUUGUCACAUUUAAAAGUUCUGAAUCACUCCCCAAUGUCUGAUGCCUCCGUCACUUUUGACUACAAAUCCCCCUCCCCGUCUGACCGCAGCACUGAUCAGGAAGAGAAAAUCGAAGAUGUUGCCAGUCACUGUUUGCCCCAGAAGGACCUGUACACUGCUGAGGAGGAAGCUGAGACCCUUUUUCCUAGGAAAAUGACAUCUCAUAACAGGAUGGAGGAUAGUGGAGGAGGCGGCACUGGAGUGAAGAAGAAACGGAAGAAAAAGGACCCAGGAGAGCAAGAGGGGGCAGCAAAGGGAAGAAAGGACAGGGAGUCCAAGCCAAAGAGGAAGCGAGAACCUAGAGAGCCAAAGGAACCCAGGAAGGCCAAGGAGCCCCGGAGGGCCAAGGAGCCCAAGGAGCCCAAGCAGAAGGAGGGAGCGAAGAAAGCACGGAAGCCCCGGGAGGCCUCGGGCACCAAGGAGGCCAAAGAGAAGAGGAGCGGUGCCGACUCCACAGCCAGGACGAAGUCCAGGAAGGCCAGCAAGGAGCCAGGACCAACCCCAGUGGAGAAAAAGAAGAAAGGAAAAAGGAAAAGUGAAACCACAGUGGAGAGUUUAGAGCUGGAUCAGGGCCUGCCGAAUUCAUCCCUGCGGAGUCCUGAGGAAUCCACUGAGUCUACAGAUAGCCAGAAACGACGCUCUGGGCGGCAAGUGAAGCGCAGAAAAUACAACGAGGACCUGGACUUCAAAGUGGUGGAUGACGAUGGAGAGACAAUCGCGGUGCUUGGAGCUGGCCGGACAUCUGCCCUCUCAGCUUCUACGCUGGCUUGGCAGGCAGAGGAGCCUCCAGAAGAUGAUGCAAACAUCAUUGAGAAGAUCCUGGCAUCUAAGACUGUCCAGGAGGUUCAUCCUGGAGAACCCCCAUUUGACUUGGAGCUGUUCUACGUUAAGUAUAGAAAUUUUUCCUACUUACACUGUAAAUGGGCCACGAUGGAAGAGCUGGAAAAGGAUCCUCGCAUCGCACAGAAGAUCAAGCGGUUUAGGAAUAAACAAGCCCAGAUGAAGCACAUUUUUACUGAGCCUGACGAAGACCUGUUCAACCCAGACUAUAUAGAAGUUGAUCGCAUCUUGGAGGUGGCCCACACCAAGGACGCAGAAACAGGAGAGGAAGUGACGCAUUACCUGGUGAAGUGGUGCUCACUGCCCUAUGAAGAAAGCACAUGGGAGCUGGAGGAAGACGUGGAUCCUGCGAAAGUUAAAGAAUUUGAAUCUCUUCAAGUUCUCCCUGAAAUUAAGCACAUGGAGCGGCCUGCUUCAGACUCCUGGCAGAAACUCGAAAAGUCUCGUGAGUAUAAGAACAGUAACCAGCUCCGGGAGUACCAGCUGGAGGGAAUGAACUGGCUUCUAUUUAACUGGUAUAAUAGGAAAAACUGUAUUUUGGCUGAUGAGAUGGGCCUAGGGAAGACCAUCCAGUCCAUUACAUUCCUUUCAGAAAUAUUCCUCAGGGGAGUCCAUGGCCCUUUCCUCAUCAUCGCCCCCCUCUCCACUAUCACUAACUGGGAGCGGGAGUUUCGGACGUGGACAGAGAUGAAUGCCAUUGUGUACCACGGCAGCCAGAUCAGUAGGCAGAUGAUCCAGCAGUAUGAGAUGGUGUACAGAGAUGCACAGGGAAACCCCCUUUCAGGAGUCUUCAAGUUCCAUGUUGUCAUCACAACAUUUGAGAUGAUCCUGGCAGACUGCCCAGAGCUGAAGAAGAUUCACUGGAGCUGUGUGAUCAUCGAUGAAGCCCACAGGUUGAAGAACAGGAACUGCAAACUUCUGGAGGGUCUAAAGCUCAUGGCCCUGGAACACAAAGUGCUGCUCACUGGGACCCCCUUGCAGAACUCUGUGGAGGAGCUCUUCAGCCUGCUCAACUUUCUGGAGCCAUCGCAGUUUCCUUCAGAGACUGCUUUCUUGGAUGAGUUUGGAGAUCUGAAAACAGAGGAACAGGUGAAGAAACUGCAGUCCAUCCUAAAACCAAUGAUGCUUCGGCGGCUGAAAGAUGAUGUGGAAAAGAACCUUGCUCCCAAACAAGAGACGAUCAUUGAAGUAGAGCUGACCAAUAUCCAGAAAAAGUACUACCGAGCCAUCCUGGAAAAGAACUUUUCCUUCCUGACUAAAGGGGCAUAUCAGCACAACAUGCCCAACCUCAUCAACACCAUGAUGGAGCUGAGAAAGUGCUGCAACCAUCCCUACCUGAUCAAUGGGGCAGAGGAGAAAAUUCUGGAAGAUUUCCGGAAAACCCACAAUUCUGAUGCCCCUGACUUUCAGCUACAGGCCAUGAUUCAGGCGGCAGGGAAGCUGGUGCUGAUUGAUAAACUACUCCCUAAGCUAAUUGCAGGCGGCCACAAAGUACUUAUCUUCUCCCAGAUGGUGCGCUGUCUUGAUAUCCUGGAAGAUUAUCUCAUCCAGAGAAGAUACACCUAUGAGCGAAUUGAUGGGCGAGUACGGGGAAACCUGCGCCAGGCAGCCAUCGACCGGUUCUGUAAGCCAGACUCAGACCGCUUUGUCUUUCUUCUGUGCACCAGAGCGGGAGGCCUGGGGAUCAAUCUCACAGCCGCUGAUACCUGCAUCAUAUUUGAUUCAGACUGGAACCCACAAAAUGACUUGCAGGCCCAGGCCCGGUGUCACCGGAUAGGCCAGAGCAAAGCUGUGAAGGUGUACCGCCUCAUUACUCGGAACUCGUAUGAGCGAGAAAUGUUUGAUAAGGCCAGCCUGAAGCUGGGUCUGGACAAGGCUGUUCUGCAGGAUAUCAAUCGGAAGGGCAGCACCAAUGGGGUGCAGCAGCUUUCGAAAAUGGAGGUAGAGGACUUGCUCCGGAAAGGUGCUUACGGAGCUCUGAUGGAUGAGGAAGACGAAGGCUCCAAAUUCUGUGAAGAAGACAUAGACCAGAUUCUGCAGAGGAGAACCCACACCAUCACCAUCCAGUCCGAAGGGCAGGGCUCCACUUUCGCCAAGGCUAGCUUUGUGGCUUCAGGGAACAGAACAGAUAUUUCCUUAGAUGACCCGAAUUUUUGGCAGAAAUGGGCUAAAAUAGCUGAACUGGACACUGAAGCAAAGAACGAAAAGGAAAGCUUAGUGCUCGACCGGCCUCGCGUGAGAAAGCAGACCAAACACUACAACUCCUUUGAGGAGGAUGAGCUCAUGGAGUUUUCAGAGUUGGACAGUGACUCUGACGAAAGGCCCACGAGGUCAAGGCGCCUCAAUGAUAAAACCAGGCGCUACCUCCGAGCCGAAUGCUUCCGGGUAGAGAAGAACCUGCUCAUCUUUGGCUGGGGCCGGUGGAAGGACAUCCUGACUCAUGGGCGAUUCAAGUGGCAUCUGAACGAAAAGGACAUGGAGAUGAUUUGCCGUGCCCUGCUGGUGUACUGUAUCAAGCAUUACAAAGGGGACGAGAAGAUCAAGAGCUUCAUUUGGGAGCUUAUCACACCAACCAAAGAUGGGCAGGCCCAGACCCUCCAGAACCACUCAGGGUUGUCUGCUCCAGUCCCCAGAGGGAGGAAGGGGAAGAAGACGAAGAAUCAGCUUCUGCUCCCAGAGUUAAAGAAUGCAGACUGGCUGGCCACCUGCAACCCUGAGGUGGUCUUGCAUGAUGAUGGCUACAAGAAACAUCUCAAACAACACUGCAACAAGGUACUUUUGCGAGUUCGGAUGCUCUACUACCUAAAAGCAGAAAUACUGGGAGAAGCAGCUGAUAAAGCAUUUGAAGGAACCCCCGCCAGGGAGCUGGAAGUGCCUCUGCCCGACAUUGACUACGUGGAGAUUCCAGUGGACUGGUGGGAUGCUGAGGCCGACAAGUCCCUUCUGAUUGGCGUAUUCAAGCACGGGUACGAGCGGUACAAUGCCAUGCGAGCAGACCCUGCACUCUGCUUCCUAGAGAAAGUUGGGAUGCCAGAUGAGAAGUCCCUUUCUGCAGAACAGGGUGUUACGGAUGGGACCUCAGACGUUCCUGAAAGAAGCAACACGGAUAAAGAGGACAACACUGAAGACAAACUAGAUGGCCUCCAGAAACAAGUGGAGAGUUCCAGUGAUGGAGGGGACGGCAUUUUUGGUGAGAAGAAGGAUGACAGCCGGGCAGCCCAGGAUGGCUCCGACCCAGACAAAUCGCCCUGGCCAGUUUCAUCUGCGCUCACAGCUCGGCUCAGGCGACUGGUCACUAUUUACCAGCGUUGGAACCGCAAGGAACUCUGCCGGCCUGAAAUUCUGGGACCUGGUAACCAAGGAUACUGGGUCCAGGAAGAGAUGUUCAGGAGGACUUCUGAAAUGGACCUCAUCAACAAGGAAGCCCAAAAGAGGUGGACGAGGAGGGAGCAAGCCGACUUCUACAGAACAGUGUCUUCCUUUGGCGUGGUUUAUGAUCAAGAAAAGAAAACCUUCAACUGGACGCAGUUCCGCAUCAUUUCUCAUCUGGACAAGAAGUCGGAUGAGAGCCUGGAACACUAUUUUUAUAGUUUUGUGGCCAUGUGCCGGCACGUCUGCCGUCUGCCCCCGUGGAAAGAUAGCGGUCCCCCCGAUCCCACCAUCUGUGUUGAACCCAUCACCGAGGAACGGGCUGCAAGAACUCUGUACCGCAUUGAGCUGUUACGGAAGGUCCGGGAGCAGGUGCUGACGUGCCCCCAGCUGCACGAACGCCUCCAGCUCUGCAGGCCCAGCCUCUACCUCCCCGUGUGGUGGGAGUGUGGGAAGCACGAUCGGGACCUGCUCAUCGGCACCGCCAAGCACGGGCUGAAUCGCACCGACUAUUACGUCAUGACUGACCCGCAGCUGUCCUUCCUGGACGCCUACAGAAACUACGCCCAGCAUAAAAGGCCCGACCCCCAGGCUCCGGAGAGCCUCUACUGCCUUUACCAGUCCAACUCCAAACUCUAUGAAUCUCCUCCAUACACACAAACGAGCAGGACUUCGGAGUCCCUAGAAACUGAACCUGAGAACCUAGGACAGACAGACGGGAGGGAUGAUCAUCUUGGUCCGCCUGAGGGCAGCUUAUCGGACAUCACGUGUGAGAACUUCAUUUCCAAAGUUCAGGAUGUCAUCUCCCUCACCCACGAGGACAGUCUGCUGCCCGAGCCCUUGGAGAGCAUGAUGUACGGUAAGAAGGGGCUCGGCCGAGGGCCGGCCUCUCUUCAGGAGAGCCCACACAGCGCAGAACCCAGAGCAGAUGCUCUUGGCAUCUCGGCAAGCAGAGGCGCCAACUGCCGGCCCGGUGGCCACAAGGCAGAAGUGGCUGCAGGCCCCUCGCUUAUGGAGAGUUUGGAAGCAGGAGUGGCUCAGAUGAACAUUAAAAAUGGAAAACAUUUGUUGUCUCAUGCAAGAGACGAGGAGCUGUGCUGCAGUGAGGCCAAGCAGAGGCCUGAAAGUGUUGGGCAGCUGGAAGCCAAGUUCUCGGCUUCCCCUUCCUUGGAUCAAGGAAAUGAAAGCGGGUUUGUCGAUAUGUGUAACCUUAGUGUCUGCGACUCCAAAAGAACCCUAUCCUCGGAGCAGCAACUAAUCGAUCUACUAGAAAACAAGAGUUUAGAAACUGAUUUGAUACUGAGUCAGAACCACAGCGAGGAGGAGGAGGAGGAGGAAGAGGAGGAAAACGAGGAGGACAGCUUGGAUGUGGCAGCAGGCGGGAGGGGGAGGCCAGAGGUCCUGCCUCUGAGCGAGCCCACCGCUGGCCCUCCAGGGGAGAACGCCCGAGGCUUCCCUGCAGAGGACGCCCAGAAGGGCCCCCUGGGCGCCGGGAGCCAGGGCGCCGGGCCGCAGGGGCCUUUUCCCCAAGCGGCCUGCCAGUGCCACUGCAAGCACCUGGGGAGGUGGGCACGCGGCCUGGACAGUGAUGGCUUUGAAGUGGAGAAGCCCGUGGGUCCUAGCCCAGACUUGUACAAAAGCAAAACUAAUAACAUCACCAUGGAGGGUGAGCUCACGGCCACUCCGCUGGAGCCAUUUAAAGCGAAGCACGAGCUUGUAAAAGAGCCUUGGAAAGAAAGUGCGGAAGGGAAGAAAGGGUUCCCUGCGUAUCCUCUGGAAGGAAGUGAGCUCAAGGCAGAAGACAUGGAUUUCGAGAGUAAAGAUGACUAUGACGGAGACGGCAACUGCCAUGGCCGAGAUUACCCGGGGAAGUACUCCGAGGAGGAGAGCAAGAGCUCCACGUCGGGCUUCACGGGCGACAUCGGAGACGACCUGCAGGAAGCGCGGGCCCCCACCAUCGCGCAGCUGCUGCAGGAGAAAACCCUGUACUCCUUCUCCGAGUGGCCGAAGGAUCGAGUAAUAAUCAACCGCCUAGAUAACAUCUGCCACGUAGUGCUGAAUGGGAAGUGGCCCUCCAGCCAGCCGUACGAGCCCUCGGGCACGCUUUCCGCCCCUGUGCUCCCCAGCACCGCCGGCUCUCGGAGCAGCCUCUCGGAGCCGGAAGCAUCGGAGCACAGCUUCAGCAACGGCGCGGCGCUGGCGGCCCACAUCCAGAAGGACAGCUUCUUGGCUCCAGUGUUCGCAAAGGAUGACCAGAAGCACAGACAUCCUUUCGAAUUUGAGGUGGAGCGGGACGCAAAGGCGCGGAGCCUGGAGCAGUUCUCUGCCGCCCACGGGCACCCCCCCCUCGUCCUCAAUGGCUGGCACGGGGAGUCAGCAAUAGACCUCUCCUGCACGUCUGAGGGGUCCCCCGGAGCCACGUCCCCUUUCCCAGUGAGUGCCAGCACCCCUAAGAUCGGGGCUAUCAGUUCGCUUCAAGGAGCCCUUGGCAUGGACUUGUCUGGGAUUCUGCAAGCUGGCCUGAUCCACCCGGUGACCGGGCAGAUCGUCAAUGGGAGCCUCCGAAGAGACGACGCUGCGGCGAGGAGGCGGAGAGGGCGGCGGAAACAUGCGGAAGGAGGGAUGGACCUCAUCUUUCUGAAGGAGCAGACACUUCAGGCAGGAAUCCUGGAAGUCCAUGAAGACUCAGGGCAGGCCUCUCUGAGCACCUCACUCCCCGAAGGGCCAGUGCCCGCCCCUUCGGCCCCGGAACUGGCCCCAGCAGCCGGCAGCCAGGCUGAGAAGACCAUUCCCAGCAAAAGUCUGCUCGACUGGCUGAGGCAGCAGGCUGACUACUCCUUAGACGUCCCCAGCUUUGGAACAGCUUUUUCAGACAAACCAAAGCAGAGGAGGCCACGCUGUAAGGAACCUGGGAAAUUAGACGUCAACUCUCUGAUUGGGGAAGAGAGGGUGUCCGCUGCCCCCAAGGAGCCGGGACUAAGGGGGUUCCUCCCAGAAAACAAAUUUAAUCACACCCUGACCGAGCCUGUGCUUCGUGACGCGGGCCCUCGCCGGAGGGGGCGGCGGCCUCGGAGUGAGCUGCUGAAGACCCCUGCCCUCGGGGCGGACUCCCCCUCCAGAAUGGGGCCACUUUUCAUGAACGGACUGAUUGCUGGGAUGGACCUGGUGGGACUUCAGAACAUGAGGAAUAUGCCGGGCAUCCCCCUCACGGGGCUGGUGGGGUUCCCGGCCGGCUUCGCCGCCAUGCCCACAGGUGAGGAGGUCAAGAGCACCCUGAGCAUGCUGCCCAUGAUGCUGCCGGGGAUGGCCGCCGUGCCCCAGAUGUUCGGUGUCGGGGGCCUCCUCAGCGCCCCUAUGGCGACUGCCUGCACUUCGACUGCGCCCGCGCCUCUGUCAAGCACAACGAAAAGCGGCGCCUCGGCGACCGAACAGACUGCCGAAGACAAGCCGAGCAGCCGUGACGGAAAAACGGACGCGUCUGCGGAAGACAAGCCCGGUCCUAGCCCAUAUUCCGAUCAGCCCGAACCUGCACUAACGACGAGUAGUCCUGUGGCUUUUAACCCGUUUCUCAUCCCAGGAGUGUCUCCUGGACUCAUCUACCCACCCAUGUUUCUCUCCCCUGGCAUGGGCAUGGCUCUGCCAGCCAUGCAGCAGGCCAGACACUCUGAGAUAGCGGGGCUGGAGAGCCAGAAGAGGAAGAAGAAGAAAACAAAGGGGGACAACCCGAACCCCAACCCGGAGCCUGCUCCCGGGCCGGACAGGGAGCCGGGCAGUGACCAGAACUGCCCCGAAUCCAGGGCACCCAUGCCCUCCGACAGAGAACAUGCGGCACAGGCCGGAGACGGGGGCCUCAAAGACUCCAACAGUGACACCAAUUAG